Messenger RNA from Aspergillus candidus, 1251 nucleotides. RefSeq names its product phosphotransferase family protein. NCBI's taxonomy places the organism in Eukaryota, Fungi, Ascomycota, Eurotiomycetes, Eurotiales, Aspergillaceae. The transcript is spliced from 2 exons. Bases 1 to 1251 code for a protein of 416 amino acids. The record is from RefSeq and is a predicted model, not a curated record.
AUGGAUCUAAGACUAGUUAACAUCCACCUCCCCCCACCCCAUCCCCCCCAAACAAUAAUCACCCUACUCCAAACCCUCUCCCUCCCCACCCCCAGCACCGUCUCCCCCCUCAAAGUAACAGCCUCCUUCCACACGAUCUACCUCAUCCACUUCCCCCCCUCCACCCCCCCAAUCCAAAAUGCCCGCCCCAACCCAGACGGCACAACCACCCUCGUCCUCCGCGUCUCAGGCCGCCACCUACCAGGCAUCAAGACGCGCAACGAAGUAGGCGUCAUGACCUGGGUGCGCCAACACACCACGAUCCCCGUCCCGGCAAUCAUCCGCUACGACGACACGGAGGAUAACGUCCUCGGGUACGAGUUCACCCUCCUCGAGAAAGCACCAGGGGUCAGCGUGGACAGCAUCUACGCCUCGCUACCGGACACCGUCAAAACGAACAUCGUCCGCCAGCUAGCGGGGUACAUCAUCCAGCUGCACGCCCAGCCCUGGACAGACGGGUACGUCGGCGGUCUAACGGUGAGCUCCUCCACGGGGGGGGUCCAGCAUCUCGCGCGGGGGCCCCCCAUCGACGAGAAUUACUGGCUGUUUCCAGACGUGGAGAAAUACUGGUCUGUCUCGGCGGGCGUCGUCCCGCAGGGGCACCACCCGACGCUGGAAACGCUCAACCCGAUCGCCUCGCGAGGCUUUCCCGACUACGUCUCUUACAGUGUUGCUUGUCUCGAGCGGUACAUCCACGCCAUCGAGAUGCACCCGUCGCUGGAACACCACCGGGAUCUCAUCCCGAGGGUUCAGGCGUUCGUGACCCAGCUGCAACGUCCGGAGUAUCAAGCCGAGCUGAAUAGCGUGCCCUACAUCCUGGCGCACAAAGACCUCCACUUCGCGAACAUCAUGUGUGAUCCUGACCAAUCUGACUGUCCUAUCACGGCUGUGCUGGACUGGGAGUUCAGCGGGGUGGUCCCCGCGCCGCGGUGGAAUCCGCCGCGGGCGUUUCUGUGGAAUAUGGGGUGGGGGGCGGAGGAUAAGGAGGAGCAGACGAGGAUGGAGGGGGUCUUUGAGAGGGUUGUUGGGGAGAUGGGGAGGGGGGACGUUCUGGAGGAGAUGAGGGGGGGGAGUAAGAGGAUGGAGCAGAUGCAGACUGUUGUUAGUUAUUUGAGGGCUGUUGUGGAGGUUUGUCCUAGGGGGGAAGCGGCGGAUAGGGUGGGGAGUUGGAGGGGGGUGGUUGAGGGGAGUAUGGAUGGGUUUGGAGGGUGA